Molecule: messenger RNA, 966 nt
Organism: Echinostoma caproni
Lineage: Eukaryota; Metazoa; Platyhelminthes; Trematoda; Plagiorchiida; Echinostomatidae
Source: the annotation of a GenBank genome assembly
AUGCUAGAUACCUCUAAGCUGGUUGCACGUUACGAGCUAGAUCGAAAGCGUGACCGGUUUCAUGGGCACAGAACUUCGCAAUUAAUUGAGCUGUUGGAGUUUAUUCGCAUCACGGCGAGCUCGUCUGACGCGGUUGUGAUCACGGGAGACUUCAACCUCGAGUCCAAUACACCAGAUAUUGCAUUCUUCAAGUCCUAUUUGGGAGUUUCGGACGCAUGGAAAGACAGUAUUGUGCGAUAUUCGAACGGUCCACUUAGUACUGAAAUUUCGCACGAGCGAUUGGAAGUGGAAGGUUGCACUUGCGAUCGGGCCGACAAUCCGUACAGAAACGACGAAUGGACUAAAUAUUAUGGCAAUGGAGAACGACUGGAUUACAUUUUCUAUCGAGCAGGUAACGGUCCUCUGGACUCCGAAUCCGCCCCCAAAAAUAUUCAACUCACAUGUCGCUCCCGUUGGUUGGAUAUGCGUCAGGUCCCGAACGAUGCGGAUAAGUUGCACUACUCCGAUCACGUCGGUGUUGGAGCGCAGCUGACAAUCAGUCGUGUGUCUCCUACCACGGUAGCGCAGCAUAAUCGAAAAUUGAGUUUGGAAUCGACGAAACAAAUGGAAACCGUGCUUCUCGAAUUGGCGGAUCACAUCAACAGUGGUUUGCAACAAUGUCGCCGCGAGCGUAUUUUGCAUCUGAUCUUCGCAGCUGGAAUCGCUUUCCUGUUGUUCUACAUUCUCACCUACGGACCACACAGACAUUGGUUCCUCGUGUUUCUCUCCUUCUUAUUGGUCAUCGUUCUCAGUCCCUGUUGUUUUUUGCUUCUAUGGGGUUCACUAAUCGGUCGUAUCACGGAACGCCGUGCGCUGACCAAUAGCGGAAUCAUUAUCAAUCUGAUCUUAGCCCAAAUCAAAGCGUGUAUGAAGCAAUCGGAGGGAGAUACACACGCAAACGGGGAUUACACUAUUCUGUCCUAUUGA